Molecule: messenger RNA, 1434 nt
Organism: Sordaria macrospora k-hell
Lineage: Eukaryota; Fungi; Ascomycota; Sordariomycetes; Sordariales; Sordariaceae
Source: RefSeq, a predicted model, not a curated record
AUGCAACCGUAUUCUUCAAACCUGCCGCACCAGCUGCCGCCCGACCACACGAGCUAUCACCACGAUCCUCAUCACCACCACAACCCUCACGCGUCUCCAUACCCCCCGCGUCAUCACCAGCUGCAGCAACAGCAACAACUGCCCUCCAUGGCCCCUCCCAACGCGCCACCGCCGCCCAGCCAUACAAACUCAUACCAAGAUCCAACAAUGGGAGCUCCCACCACCAUGUCCGGCUCCGGAUCUUCAGCUCCUCCUCCUCCUCUCGGCCCCGGUAGCGGUGGUCCUAACAGCCACGGAGACGGAAGCAGCCACGGCGGCCAGUUACAAUCGACUCCGCCAUCCCAGCAGCAGCAGCAGCAGCAACAACAAGAACGGGUGCCCUUGACGGUCGAGGAAAGGAUGCAGCAGGAGCAAAAUCUGAAGCCAUACUCGGGCACGGAUAGUCAGGGGAGGAUGUAUUGUGAAAUCGAAUACUCAAUGUUCAUCUGCAACGUCAGCCUAUACACAGAAGACGCCCUAAAGGAAGUAAACCUCGUCCGACACACGACCUCCACGCCCUCAAUCUCGUCCACCACACCGGCUUCGUACGCCUCGCUCGAGCAAACGACGCCCGCUUAUUCGCAUAUUCUGCCGUCGAAUCGAGAUGUUGGUGGCUAUGGACAUCAUCAGGGGAUGUCGCCGUAUGGGGGGAACCAGGGCAUGAAUCCGUAUGAUAUGCAGACGAGUCCUUACCAGCGCACCACUUCCACCUCACCAGGCCGGACCAUACGGUGCCCCGCGAGGACCUUACGACCAUCCUGGAGCUCAGUACGGCGGCGGUAUGUCUGGUGGUGUAGUAGGCGGACCUCUCCAGCAAAGAAUGUCUGUCAGCGGUGCCGGUGGCAGAGUGGAGGAGGACAGCAGCCCCAGGGCAUGUUCACGAGGAACUUGAUUGGAAGCUUGGUGUGCAGCGCGUUCAGGUUGACGGAUACGAACGACAAGAUUGGGAUUUGGUUCGUGAUGCAGGAUUUGAGUGUGAGGACUGAAGGCGUCUUUAGGUGUGUACCCCCGUUUCCCAGUUCCCUGCCUUUCUUCGUUCCCUCCCCCCGUUCUUUUGCGCUCCAGCCCCAUUUCCCCCUAUCACAACCUGGACCAUUGAACUGUACUGACAAAUUUUACCAAAAAAGACUCCAAUUUUCCUUCGUCAACGUCGGCCUCCCCACCCCACUUCCCUCCUCAGGAUCUUCUGGAAGCAGCACAGGCAUCAACCAAUCCAAGGCGCCCAUUUUGGCUUCAGUCUUCAGCGAGCCGUUUCAGGUCUAUUCGGCAAAGAAGUUCCCAGGAGUGUGCGACAGCACGGCUUUGAGCAAGUGUUUUGCAACACAGGGGAUCAAGAUCCCUAUUCGCAAAGAGGGGGCGAAUAGUAAGAAUAAUGAGGAUGAUGAUGAUUAUUAG